This is a messenger RNA of Pecten maximus, 11834 nucleotides long. RefSeq names its product protein FAM117B-like. NCBI's taxonomy places the organism in Eukaryota, Metazoa, Mollusca, Bivalvia, Pectinida, Pectinidae. The record is from RefSeq and is a predicted model, not a curated record. The transcript is spliced from 8 exons. The coding region runs from base 147 to 1445 and encodes 432 amino acids.
UGUGUGUUCAUUGAUGAGCUAGCGAAAGCAUACUGGACGUCGGAAUAACGGGUAUUGUGCUCCCUUGCGGGACCAGGGGACAGUGAGAUUUGGUUCAAAGGAAAACUAGCAUUUACUUUAUAUAUAUUUGGAUUUAAACGUGGAAAAUGUCGGGGCAACCGCAUCAGAGGGUUCGCCGAAAUGCGUCCCCCAUUCAGACUCAAAGACCUAUCAAGGCAGUGAUUCCGUUCUCGUUGAAAAGCAGUCCAACGAGAAAAAGCCCUGUCUCAUCACCGACUGCAGGUUUAAUACUAACGCGAAGAUCUCCAGAUAAUAGGUCUUCACCAGAAAGAAAAUCGCCGAAUUCGCCGAGUUUUAAAGUUGAGAGACCAAAGCCAGUAAAAGCCAGUCCCUCUCUACGCCGGACAGGCUCAUUAGAGGCGAUAUGUGGGCCAGCCUACCUAAAGGGUCAGUGGCCUUCAGGAGACCUCCUCUCCUCAACAAGCCACUUCAUGGUGGAUAAAUACACACAGACGGAGAUCCCCGAGGAACUAGAAGUACAACACAGAGGACAGAAAAGUAACAAAAAGAAGAGAAAGGGUCAUCGGCGAUCAGCAUCAUUUGGGCACGGAGACCAGCUAGCGCUGAUUCGGCAGCGGUUACAGCGGUCCAAGGAGGGGAGUAAGCAACAGAACGAGUUAUAUAAACAGCCUGUUCCAGGAAAUCACUUGGCAUUGUCUUCUACAGCUCCAGCUGUGCUACAGAGCUUCUCUCGCACCUCCAAGCCUCUGGGGAUCCCAGCUCAUGUUAUCCCUAAAACAAACAUCUCACGAAUGCAGCGAAACAGUGUGGAGGGCCUCAGCAUGGAGAUUGAAAAAUUGGUGCUGAAGACAGCGUACAUAGAGAUGACGACUGACGAUGAUCAGGUACAUGAUAUUCCUGACGGACACCGUGCACCAGUUAACGACAUUCUGAUGUUACGGGGAAGUGGCACUCGUAGUGUAGACACACAGACACCGUCAGGCUGUAUAGAUGAUACGGGUAGUACUGGUAGUCGUUCCCAGUCCAUCAGUCCUGCUAUGCCUAUCAUUCCCGGACACCUGGACACUUCCCGUCCCUCCAGUAUCACAGAGUCAUCGCCGCGCGAGGGAGACCGGCUGGAAAAAGUGGAAGGUGAAGGUUGUGAAUCUCCAGACAAUCUGCUUAAAGUGGUGUCCAGUCCACGCCCCAACAAGUCCUACGCCUUUGUCAGGGAGCCUCCUGAUGGCUGCGAGAAGGUCAAGGUCAUAGAUGAAAAUGGGAGACCCCCACAACCGUCUAUAAAGGCACCACUUCUCUAUUGCCCCAUCAAGCCUUCACAACUAGUGCUGAAACCCAGGGAGGACUCCGCGUUCUGUCCACUUAGCAAAUGUUACAUUACUACUCCAGAAAUCACAGUGAAAUCUCAGGCCACUGGAACCACAUAGAUGACCACUACUGGGCAGUGGUUUGUUGACCACGCCCCCACCUCAAUGUUAAAUACUUGUAAAAUGUACACAAACGACGAGUACUAGGGUUGGUAGGAGUUAUCCCCCUUGACUAUAGGUGCCUUCCAUUAUUCAGGUGAUAUGGUUGGUAGUUUGUUUUUGAUUAAAAGUUUUCCUAAACUUCAGUUUUACUUUUUAACAUCUAAUAUAUAUAUUCCAAUAUCUCCGGAAAUAUGGCAGUAAAUCCAGACCAAACAUUCCCAUAUAAUAAUGGAAAGCACCUCAGCUUGCCAGUUUCACUUAACUGUCUUUAUAUUGAUUUAGCCAUUGUAUGUGUAGUUCUGGUAAAUACAAGCCACAAUAUAUGCCACUCAGAGAGGAAUUCUCUUUAGCUCGUUCAGUGGUAUAUAAGGGUUUGAUCCCUAGUGGAGGCACAGAUUAAAUUUAAUUAAUCAUGCAUUUAGAUUUGAUAAUAAUUUCAAUAUGAAAACAAAAACCAAUAUAAAUAUUUUUUUGGCCUCAUGGCACAUGGAGUCUUUACCAGGUAAAGUUUGGCUAUAAAGGUUGAUUUGUAUCAGAUUUCUUGUCAUCCUGUUUUUGUUAUAGACAGGGUAUAUAUAUAUAUGACUGUAUAAAUUUGUUUUGUUUUUUGGAAAUAAUUAUUAAGAUAGAUUGCAAUCAAUUCUAUUUGUUGUAGUAGUUGACUAUAGGGCAUUAAUUACCGAGUUAAAACGUGGAAUGUUUACAAUUGUUACGUUAUCAAUGUUGUAAUUCUUGGUGCAUUGUUUUGUAUGGUGUAAACAUUUAUCAAUCCUGUGUAUUAAUGCUUACAGAUUGUCCACAUCUAUGUGUUUGGACUCUUUACAUGAAAAAAAGAAACAUUAUUCCACUUUUACCAUAGAUAACUUGGCAAGCAAGUCAUAGGGGGAAACUGAAGUAUGUUGUCCAAUCUGGGGGAGUUUUCCUGUACACAGGAGCUUUGUUCAGAGGGAGGGUUGUAAAACCAGAAAAGUACAAAAGAUCCUCAAGAUAGACGAGGGUUAUGUCCUCAGUCAGAGAACUUUGGAAAUCCUAUCAUAUCAUAAAUAUUGUCAUCCAACGAGUUUAAUAUGCUUUCUCGCAUCCGGUACCAGUAAACAGGAAUUGUGUCCAUUGGAUAAACUGGAGAGCUGUCAGUUGACUUCUGGAUGUCACAGAGCUGUGUUUUUGAAGGACCUUUUAAAUUGUCCUUUAUUGACUUUGAGAGAUGCAUGCCUUGACAACUACAAGUUACUCGGCUGACUCUGUUUUGGUGCAAGGCUUGUAGAGCCAUAUUCCUUGCGUUUCUUGAUGUUGGCUAUGUUGUGGUGACACAAGGACCUGUUGUACUGGCGGAGUAUGUGUAGGAAGCAUAUGUCAGUUGUGCGGUACUGAAUAGUAUUUAACCACACUAAAUGGCUUUAGUGGUCCUAUGUGGCCAGUGUGUACUUGUUGUUUUCUUAUCCUCAAGGUCAUCAUAUAACCCAAAGUCAAAUUUAAAUAUCUCAAAUAUAGUUCAGGAUGCAGUUUCCUCUGACCAAACUGUUAAGAUUUUUUCUAUUUAAAAUGAAUUAAAGUAGUUAGAUUAGAAUUUUUCCCACCGUAUUUCUGGUUUUGUUUUGUUGAAGGACAUACUAUAACCUUUAUUUGAAAUCCUAUGAAUUCAAGCGUGAAGCAACACUACAUGAAUAUCUGGCUAUGAAAUUAUUUUUAGCUAUAUUCUUUUGUUGUUUUCUCAACCAUUUUUCUCAGGCAUUUUCAUGUUGAUCUCGACACUGUCUACUAAGACAAUAUUCCAUGUUUGAAUUCCAUGACGAUUCCAUACAAUCUUGCACCUUCUUCCAAACAAUACUGUAUCCUUUUUGAUCUAGGAACCUUGUCUGUUUCGCCAACACAUCCUGUGAGAUUUUCACUUGUGUGAUAUGACCUUGGGGAAGAACAAAACAUCAAGAAACAUACAUUUCUCUGUGCCGUCCAUAUUUUGAGAAUUUGAUGAUCUUUGGUUUAACUUUUACGAUUAUUAUAUGUCAUUAUGGUCUGUUAUUGUAAAUGUAGCCUGUUGGGUACACUAUUACUUACCUGUGUGUCAAUUUGUAAGGUACAGCUGUGGAGUACAGUAUAAGUUAUACUUGUGUGGAGUACAGUGCUGUACUUUGUGUGUGGAGUACAGUUUAAGUUAUACUUGAUGUGUGGAGUACAGUGUAAGUUAUACUUGAUGUGUGGAGUACAGUAUAAGUUAUACUUGGUGUGUGGAGUACAGUAUAAGUUAUACUUGGUGUGUGGAGUAUAGUUUAAGCUGUACUUUGUGUGUGGAGUACAGUAUAAGUUAUACUUGAUGUGUGGAGUACAGUGCUGUACUUUGUGUGUGGAGUACAGUGUAAGUUAUACUUGGUGUGUGGAGUAUAGUUUAAGCUGUACUUUGUGUGUGGAGCACAGUAUAAGUUAUACUUGGUGUGUGGAGUAUAGUAUAAGUUAUACUUGGUGUGUGGAGUAUAUUUUAAGCUGUACUUGGUGUGUGGAGUACAGUAUAAGUUAUACUUGGUGUGUGGAGUAUAGUUUAAGCUGUACUUGGUGUGUGGAGUACAGUAUAAGUUAUACUUGGUGUGUGGAGUACAGUAUAAGUUAUACUUGAUGUGUGGAGUACAGUGUAAGUUAUACUUGGUGUGUGGAGUACAGUAUAAGUUAUACUUGGUGUGUGGAGUACAGUAUAAGUUAUACUUGGUGUGUGGAGUACAGUGUAAGUUAUACUUGGUGUGUGGAGUAUAGUUUAAGCUGUACUUUGUGUGUGGAGCACAGUAUAAGUUAUACUUGGUGUGUGGAGUAUAGUAUAAGUUAUACUUGGUGUGUGGAGUAUAUUUUAAGCUGUACUUGGUGUGUGGAGUACAGUAUAAGUUAUACUUGGUGUGUGGAGUAUAGUUUAAGCUGUACUUGGUGUGUGGAGUACAGUAUAAGUUAUACUUGGUGUGAGGAAUAUAAUUUAAGCUGUACUGGUGUGUGAGAAAAGUAUAAGCUAUACUUGUGUGGAGUACAGUUUAAGCUGUACUUGGUGUGUGGAGUACAGUAUAAGUUAUACUUGGUGUGAGGAAUAUAAUUUAAGCUGUACUGGUGUGUGAGAAAAGUAUAAGCUAUACUUGUGUGGAGUACAGUUUAAGCUGUACUGGUGUGUGGAGUACAGUGUAAGCUCUACUGAUGUAGUAUUCAAAGCUAUACUGAUGAAUGUAAUGCCCUUUUGAAAAUAUUGGGCUCAGUCAAUAUAAAUAGCUAUUAUAUAUUUAUAAUGUGUACUUUGAUAUGUACAAAAUAUAAUAGAAAUGUAAAUGUUGCAAUUUAGCAUUGUGCAUUUUCUUCCGAUGAAUUUAAGCAUGAUAGAAUCUAGUGAUAAUUUAAUGUAUAACAUAUUUAGCACACGAUUUUCAAUUGCUUUUUACUUCUCAGUGACAUUAUCAAAAUUUGGUCAAUGCAUCAACCAUUGCGCUUGGAACAUAUCACCUUGGCUUUUCCUCUACCUGCCUAUCUCCUAUUAUAAUGGACUCUACCAUUUAGGUUCAUUAUGGUUUUUCAGGUGAGGUAGGGUAGAUAAACCAUUAAGAUUGGUGCCGUAAUUAACCUUAUUUUCUAAAUAUCAUCACUUGAUCCUGGUGUAAACACUUUUCUUUGUAACACUGAGUAACACUUUAGAAUUUUUGAUGCCAAAAAUAAUUUUAUGGUAUUGAUGUUCAAACUACAUUCAGGUAUGGUAGAAAUCAAAUCAUGCUCAUAGUAAAAUGUCAUAGUCAAAACAUUGUUACAUAUAGAGCUGAAUUAGAUAUAAGUUCUUACUAUUGAUAAAAAGGGUCAAUGCAUUACAUACUUUAAAUUUUGCAUACAAUGUAUUGUAACAAUUAAGAAAGGAAAUUGGAUUCUGUAAGAUAUGUGAUUGGACAGUACAAUUCUCUCGGAAGAUAUUGAUUGCGAGUUAUUACAUAAAUUUGUAGAAUUGGUUACUUGUAUGUGUUAGUCAAGGGCUGGCAUUCUAUAACAGUGUCUUGUUUGUGCCGAAUGUAGGCCCGGCAAACACAUACAGGUAAUAUAUAUUGUGGUGUUUGAAAUAUUGAUUGUUCAAAUAUGUAUAAAAUUCUCAACAGGCAUUGCAUUUAGGAUUUACAAAUAGACAAUAUUUAAAUGUCUAUAUUGUAUGUUGGUGAUUUUACAUGUACACAGUACCCGAGUGUGUUACAGUGUACGACAUUGUGUCAGCAAGGUUGGAGGGUUAAUUACUGAAACAUACCAGGUAUGUCAAUUGAAUUAAUUUUAAUUAACUAUUAUCAGAUGGCUUUUCAUCAUUUGAGGGCACGUCUUGCAUGUGGUUUGUUAAUCACACAAAAUCAUGACAUCAAUGAAAUCUCGACUCUACAUGUUUGUUUACUUUAAAGCUUUGUUUUUGUUACGUAUUUUCCUGUUGAUUGUUACUGUUACUUGGCUAAGUUUUGUGAGAUCCAGAUUUUCUACUAUUUUGCUGUACUGUAUAAAGAUUAACUUUGGGCAAGAUGUAUAUUAGAGUCUCACUUUGAUAUUGGAAGGAAUGUUUUCUUGUCCUUCUAGUAAAGAUUUUCAUGUACAUAAGGUGAAAUACGAAAGACUGGUUUUGAUGAGGCUAGCUUUUAUUAAGGAUAGUUCUAUUCCAGUAUUUUCCAAAAUAAUUGUUAUUUGUUUGUGAAUUGGACCAGACAGCAACAAUGCUUUGAUUACGAUGCUUUCUCUGAUGUGUACACCAAUAAAGUACACAGCUUUAGUGGUGGUCUGAUGCCCCAUAUUACUGAUGUACCGGUUUAAAAUUGCACGCUGAUUAAAAUACAAAUCAACAUGAUACAAUAUGUUAUGAAGAUCUUACGGUGGAUGGUAAGGGGUCAUGUUCAGAUAGCCUGCCAAUCAAAAGAUCAAAAUUCCACCUGCAAAGACUUGCUUGAGUCUGUUUCUCCUUGGAACUCACCAUGGUUAGUAGAAAUUGAUAAUAUCCGAGUGUCAUGAUUGUCAACCAAAUUAAUUGCCUUUGCCAUUGUCAGCCACUUCCCACCGAAAAUGACCUAUUAUUGAGAAAAGUAUACCCGGGGGUAUGUAUACAAAUUUUCAUUUGUUACAACAGAAUUUACCAUGGAAUGAGAUAAAGAAGUAGAAAACAAUAGAAAAAAUAAUAAAAACCCAGACAAAUCCGAGACAUAAAUAAUUACGUUUUCAUAGCUGUUUUGACUUGGGUUCCUUUCGCACGCAUUGCUGAACAUGCAUACAAGAAACUCAUUUUGAUUGUCCAAAAAAAAAUCCUGAUGAUAAGGAAUUAAGUUGUCUUGAACAUGACCCCUUACUAGCUACAGGCAGAUCUUCAUAGUGUAGUUUAUGAUGAUGAUCUGUAUUUUAAAUCAGCUUAAUAUUUACGUUGUUGGGGAAUAGCAUAUUCUAAUGUUACAGUGUUGAAGUUGUUAAAUCAACUUUUCCCCACGUCAGAUAUUUUGUGAUGAGUAUCUUGUCAUUUCACUGAGAAUGAAGACAUGUUCCUUGACAGUACUUCACUUACUGUUAGUAGUAGUAAUGCUGUUUUACCUUGGAUUCACAUUUCUCUGCUGUUUUACCUUGGAUUCACAUUUCUCUGUUGAGGCGUGUUACCUGGGGAACUUGGUUCUCUGACAAGUUUUUUUUUUAGAAUCUCCUGUUCAGCUAGAUCUUACUCAAAAGAUCUGAUUAUAGAGGGGAAUUUAAUUCACUUGCUCAGUCUUUUUUUAUGUGCUAUGGCAGCUGGGGCUGAAGUGAAGUGCCAAGAUAAAUCUAAGUGGAAAUCUCAUGUAGAUGUCUGAUAUGGCAUUUCCUGGCCAUUUGAUACAUUCCUUUGAACAGAGGGUUAGAGAUACUGACAGAGGUGUUAUCCUCACAGUAUACAAGCUUCUCUAACCUCCUCUGAGAAAAACAUUAUGUCUGAAGAUUGUCUCCCUCUUGGAAAACUACCAUAUUUUCCCUCUUAGAAGACUACCAUAUUUUCCCUCUUAGAAGACUACCAUAUUUUCCCUCUUGGAAGACUACAAUGUUUUCCCUCUUGAAAGACCACCAUAUUUUCCCUCUUUGAAGACUACCAUAUUUUCCCUCUUGGAAGACUACCAUAUUUUCCCUCUUGGAAGACUACCAUAUUUUCCCUCUUGGAAGACCACCAUAUUUUCCCUCUUGGAAGACUACCAUAUUUUCCGUCUUUGAAGACUACCAUAUUUUCCGUCUUUGAAGACUACCAUAUUUUCCCUCUUGUAAGACUACCAUAUUUUCCAUCUUGGAAGACCACCAUGUUUUUUUCCUCUUGGAAGACUACCAUAUUUUCCCUCUUGGAAGACCACCAUAUUUUCCCUCUUGGAAGACUACCAUAUUUUCCCUCUUGCAAGACCACCAUAUUUAUAUUUUCCCUCUUGGAAGACCACCAUAUUUUCCCUCUUGGAAGACCACCAUAUUUUCCCUCUUACAAGACUACCAUAUUUUCCCUCUUGGAAGACCACCAUAUUUUCCCUCUUGCAAGACCACCAUAUUUUCUCUCUUGCAAGACCACCAUAUUUUCCCUCUUACAAGACUACCAUAUUUUCCCUCUUGGAAGACUACCAUAUUAUCCCUCUUGGAAGACUACCAUAUUUUCCCUCUUGGAAGACUACCAUAUUUUCCCUCUUGGAAGACCACCAUAUUUUCCCUCUUGGAAGACCACCAUAUUUCAGUUGGUUUCCUGAUCUAGUCUGUAGAUGGUGAAUUCUUGAUUCAAGCCAAAUAUUAGUUGCAUAAUUGAUUUCCCCUGUGUUAAGUGUUUGGAAUUAUCUUAUUUCAUUAACAGUAACUUGUUUGAAUCCCAGAGACGCCUAACAUCAGGGUUCUCUAUCCUUAUUAUAUUGUAUUGGUAUGAUUCUUGGAAUUGUUUUAAAGUUUAGAGCAUUGUAUAGGUGAACUUCUGGGGACAAUUUGUUCAGUCAAGCAGUUGUUCAGACAAAUGUGAUUUCAUAACAGGUACCCUUGAGAGGGGGAUAGAGUUGUAAUGUCCGAUGCUCAGACUUGAGGCACUAUUGGAAUUUUGACAUUCUAAACUACAUACAGUUCUAUUUGUGCAUGUUCUUUGUCAUUGAUGACGUCAUGAACAAAAAUAAUUGAAUCUGUGAGCAUUACUUAAAAGGCAGUUGGUGUAGUUUGCCUGUUUAAGUUCUUGUGAUAUGUCGUUGGAGAAUUAAUCUCUUGUACAUCCGUACUUAUCAAGCUCAAGUGCUGGUGAACACACAACUAUAUAUGUGUAUUAUCAUUAUUGCGUCCAUACAAAUGAACACAAAUUCUGUCCAAGGAAGAUAUUGUCUCGCAUCAUUAAUACAGUAUUGUUAUUUCUAAUUGAUGAAAUUUAUUUCUAAUCUUGGCUAUCUACAAUGUAGAAUGUUGGUCGAGUUGCCUCCAUCUUGUCAUUGUUUGUCCGCAAGAUGUCCAGUAUUACUCUAUUUAUCGUUUCUGGAAUUUUAGACUUCCUGUAUGUUCUGUGAGGUAGCCAUCAUCUACUACAAGGAGACUCUGCCCCAAAAUGACCCUAGCUGUAGCUGUUCCCAGCAAACAAACCAUGCUUAGGUCUAAGACUGUUUUACUUCAUAGUUAUGAAAUUUCAUUGAAUUAUCAAAUUUAUAUCUACAUAUUUAAUAAAUACUAAACAUUUUUCAGUCUCAGUUUCCUUUACAUUCUAUAUUUAGGGAACUGCAAUCAACCCUGGGAAAAAUUUAACAUUUAAAGUGAAAAAAAAGGUCCAGAAUCUUCUGACAAUGAAGUAAUGAUAUAGCUUUAAAACAAAACUGGAACAUGUGGAACAUUGUGUUGGGAUGGCAUUUGCUUAACAACUCAACAUUGUAGAUAGCUCUAAGCUAGUAAAUUGACUUUGUUUAGACUUAUGUGAGCCAUAUUUAUGUAUUUGCUUACUAACUAUAUAUAUUUAACCACAUUUAAUGGCUUUAGAAGCCCAGUGGGUUUUUUUAUGUGUUACUAGUUUUUGAACAUGGUUAGCAGACAGGGCAUACUGAUGUAAAAUGGCUCAAAUAUUAGCUAUAUUUAACAUUACUCUAGUUUUACCUGUUGUUUUGCUGACUUGGUGAAUAGGGUUAAAUUGAAUCUAUUAUUUGUUAAGAAAUCCUUUGUUGUAAUGGAGAGUAUGUGGAUCUUUGAUAACCCUGUCAAUUUCAGGGAUAUCAUACAAGGUUGCCUUAGAAACAAUCAUUUAUCUCUAUUUGCCAAUUGAUUGUAAUUUGGAUAAUUGAACUAUUUUAAAUUCCUCUAGAAAAUUUUUUGUCUUUUUUUUUUUUUUUUUUAAUUCUCUAUUAUUGUUUGAUAAAUUCACUUAAAUCUUUUUUCAUACUAGAUAUUAUUUUUUAUUGUUUCAGUAAAAAUUUAAUUUCAUCUCCAAACACAGGAGAUACACUUUAUUUAAUUUUAUGUAUAUGUUGGAAUGAUGAAAACAUAUGUACAUAUAUAAACGUAAAAUUUGUUCUGGAAUGGUUCCAUGGUAAACUACAAUUCAAGGAACAUUCUAUAGUGUAUAGUAUCGAUAGGAUCAGACUGAGAAGUGCUGUGUGCCCUUUAAGCUAUUUGACAUCAUAGGACUAGUCUGAAUCCUGGUAAGUCGGACCAUGCUAUUCUUUGUACAUUUUGUUAAUACUGUAAUUUCAAUAUAUAUUUAGCUAUAUUAGUAAUAGGCUAUUUAUUUUGUAAAUUUACAUUUUGUGCACAAAAUACCUUGAUUAGUUAGUGUUGAGAUAAAUUAUGGGUUAACAAAAUAAAGUUCAUUAUCAAAUUUGAUGACUAUAAGCCUUGCUGAAAUGGCAUGGACAUGAAUGAACUUGACUUUGUUAAUUUUCUGCUUACGUAACCAUUUAUUCAAUCAUCUGUUUAUUUAAACUUAUUUAUAUGAAGUGGUUGAGAAAUAAGUUAUUCUAACCUUGAUCAAUCUCUGUCCACAAACAGCUUGUAUGGGGGUACAUUUGCUAAAUCACUACUGGAAACAAGUCACUAUUUUUGUCACUGUUAAAUUUCAUUUUGCUAUCCACCGGAGGUAAAAUGUUGAAAACAUUUUGAAAUGCGAGUAUGAAUUAUGUGCACUCUUUCAGCGAUUGGGUAUAGGAAUUCUGAUCAUACCAUUGCCUUAAAAUACUUAUGGGUCGUUUGUUCUUUUUUUUUUUUUUUUAAAUAAGAUUUUCAAAUUUUCUAUGGGCCAUUGGGAAGUGUAGGUGUAGCCAAUGGUUCCUGACGUCACUUCUGAUAUUGACCUGCUUCUGUCCUUCGAUUCCAUUAGACAGGAAGUUACAGCAUUACCAUGGAAACUGGUGUAAAUGCCUUCUCUUACUGUAUGGAAUUUAAUAUUUAUGAUGCUUUGAAAUUCUCUUUUUUUUUUUUUUUUUUUUUUAACUAUAAUGUUCAUUUUGAAACACUUUGUUAUGCCAUAAAGUUCAGUCUAUUUAAGGGAUAUAACAAGUUUCUGACGUUGCUAAUCCAGUUUCUGGGUACACGUAGAAAAUUGAAGUCUGAAGAGUCAGUUAGGACUCUAUACUGUGGUAAAUAUUUUCAAAAAAUUUACAUCAUGUUAACCUUCGUCACAAACCAUUGUCAUGCAAACAUUAAUACUUAAGCUGUCGAUGAAUAAUUAUCAUACUCAAUGCAAUACAUUUCCAUAUAAAUGUCCUCAAUGAGGUUGCUCUACAUUUGUUACCCAUAUCACUGGUAAAUUUGUACCUAACACUGAGUAUCAUUUGUACUAAGGGGAAGUCAAAAGUGCUUUUUUUCAUCUUUAGUCAAUAUUGUAAGUUAAACCACUUUUAUGAUCAAAUCAAUUUUGAAUUUCAUCAAACAUGUCGGUCAAUUUCAAGAAAUGGAUGCUUUUUAAAACCAUUCCAUUCUGAUGAGCCAUCUCCUGGCCAAUACUUACUGACAUUGUAAAUUUUGUUUUCUUUUAAAAGUCAUGUUACUGGUACACAGAAAUUCAUUUUCUGUUUUUUUUUUAACAUAGAUUGAGUUAUUUCCCACCUUGCCAAUAAACAAAGGAUUUAAAUUCAUAAUGUCCUACAGAUAUCAGUGGAUUUUCACCCCGCAAGUUGUUUGGACCUGGAGAAGGAACUGAGUUGUGUUUAACUAAUUCUUGCUUUUUGUGUUAUUUUAAGCAAUAAGUUAUUGUGACCAUACAUAUAUAUAUAUAACAUUCUUCACCUUUAGCCGUUUAAUUUAUAUUAAUGUUAUUUUAUGAAUUUUGCCAUGAUUUCUGUGUUGAACUUUAAAUUUGUGUAAAUACAAUGCAGACUGGUGAAGAUAUUUGUUUUUGACAAUGCAGAAUAGGAAAUAAAACGUUAUCUUUUCUACAGACAUAAA